AUGCCAACCUAUGGGAUGGACAUCGCUCUUAAGAAAAAGAUCUCAGACAAACGUGAUCCAGCACUUGAUUUACAAGUACAACAAUGGAUCGAAACCGUAAUCGAAGAGAAGUUCCCUGAUGUUCCUUAUGAAGAUGCAAUCAAGGAUGGUGUCAUUCUGUGCAAAUUAAUGAAUAAACUUCAACCAAAUUCUAUUCCAAAAUACGCGACAUCAGGUGGCUCAUUUCAAUAUCGGGAAAAUAUUGCCCUUUUUCAAAAUGCCGCUCGAGCUUAUGGUUUAGGAGAAGCUCAACUCUUUCAAACCAUUGAUCUUUUUGAGAAGCGCAAUAUUCCACAAGUAACUCUAUGCUUAUUUGUGCUUAGUCGACUUGUACAAAAACAGAAAUCGAAUGGUUCAACACUCAGUCCUAGAGUGUCCGAAGCCGAUGCACGUGAAUUCAGUGAUGAACAAUUGAAUACCGCAAAAAAUGGCCUUCCAUUACUUCAUGAAGGCACGCACAAAGACGUGAAUCAAAGCGGUUAA
Rotaria socialis is the source of this 522-nucleotide messenger RNA. The record is from the annotation of a GenBank genome assembly. NCBI's taxonomy places the organism in Eukaryota, Metazoa, Rotifera, Eurotatoria, Philodinida, Philodinidae.